CCUGAGGCUGUGAGGAAUGGCGGGAGUUGAAGGCCAAAACACCUGGAAGGCCCAAGUUGGCCCAGGCCUGCCUCAUAAAGAAGUUUAAAGGCCUACUCCUAACUCCUGACCCUUCUGGGCCCCUCCUCCCUCCUUCCCUUCCUCUUUCCAUCCUUCCUCCCUCCGGCGAGAGCCAUGGCCUGCCCUCCUCGCCGCCCUCCCUGGCCUCCCCCGUACCGCUCUCUGGAUCUUCUCUGGUCCCUGGCGGGCGGCGCGGCCUUCCUAGCGGACCUGGGCGCGGAUGCCUGGGUAGCCGUCCGCUUCUGGAAGGCAGGCCGCGCUGACUGGGCCUUGCUGGUGCUGGGCCUAGCGGGCCUGUCCUCACUGGUCACGCAGGCCUUCAGCUGGGCCUGGCACCGGGGUGACCCGCCGGAGCUGCGGCGCGGGCUGCCCUCGGGCCCGGCCUGGCUGGCCUUGCACGUCCUGCAGCUGGGCUACUUGUACAGAUGCCUCCAUGCCUUGAAGGUGGGUUUCAACGUCUGCCGGACGGAAGCUGCGACAGAGACACAGCGGGCUUAUGCCAUUUUCCUGUCCCACGAUAUUAGCUUACUACGCCUUUUUGAGACCUUCCUGGAAAGUGCCCCUCAGCUCACACUGAUGCUCUACAUUAUUCUGCACACAAACAAAGUGGCGAUAUUUCAAAUACUUGGCAUUUGCACAUCUUUCUUCUGUAUUGUCUGGACGCUCUUGGAUUAUCACCAAACUCUGCGCAGCUUUCUACAGGAAAAAUACAAGCUGGAUUUUCUGUCCUCAGUCCUCUACUUCCUAUGGAACUUCCUGUUGGUGUGUCCCCGUAUCCUGUCUCUUGCUGUCUUUGCUGUGCUCUUCCCGAACUACAUUUUCCUUCACUUCCUGGGCGUUUGGUCAGUCAUGUUCCUCUGGGUUUCAUUGCAAGGCACGGACUUCAUGGAGAAUACCUGCGAAUGGGUUUAUCGGGCAGUUGUAGCGGUCAUCCUCUAUUUCUGCUGGUUCAAUGUGGCCGCAGGGAAGACGUGCCACCGUGCAGGCAUUUAUCACACAUUCAUUUUGCUGGACAGCAUUAUCCUCUCUGUCUCAUGGCUCUGGCACAAUACUCCCUUGAGCAGGGACUCCUACAUUAUACAUGCUCUCUUUGCUGCCUUGCCCUGCUACUUGCUUGGCAUCAUUCUAAGAGGCAUCUACUACAAAUUUUUCCAUCCAACAGUACAGACUGUAUCUCCAAACAUUUACGAUGAAGUGGAUACUCAAGAGACUGUGAGUGACAGAACCAUUGGUUUCCAGGUUGUGGUGGACCAUAGGAUAUCCACAAGUGUUAUGAGACAUGUGAAUCGUCGAACGUACAAGCUCUCCCAAAACUUCUUUGUUAACACUUUACAGGACAAGCACCCACUCCAAAAUGGGACUCUUGGAGACGUGUAUUUGUGAUCCUUACAUAUCAAGAGCCCAGUAAAGGCAGAAUGUUUUAGACAAGCCUCUUCCAGGUUCAUAUCACUGCUCCAGAACUAGGCUAUGUGCUAAAGCUGCAUCUGAGUUAAAUAAUGUAGAGUUGUCUAAGAUGAUAAGGAUUCCUAGAUUCUUGAGCAUAAGGAUCCACGCUAAAGCUUUUUCUUCACUUGAUAUGCACUGGUUGUGUUGAACUACAUCUCCAAUAAGCUCGGAGAUGACUAAGGAGUCUGGGAAGCCUGUGGUUUGGUAUGAUGCCUUAAAUAGGUUCACUGAGUCCUUAGUUAUUGACUUACUUCUAUCCUUGUGUGGCCAAAUAACUCAAGAUCCGGACUGGGCAAAGUGCAUCCCUCCAGAUGUUGAAGGGAUGCAAUUUCCAUCAUACUUAAAUCCUGGAAGUUGCAAUCCAGGAGAGAUCAGAGGGCAUUUCUGUGAACAGUUUUGUAGUUAAUCUCCUUGUCUCACCAAUCCUAUUUAGAAUUGGGGUUUUGGAUUUUUGUUAGGUCAUUUUUGUGGCCUAAUUUAAAUUAUGCUGUCACUGUUACGAUAACAAGUGUUUUUUAAUUGUUCACACUGUUAAGACAAAUGUUGGGUUCAAAGCAAAUAGAAUAUUAGAGAGCAGAGUUAACAGUCUCCUUAUUUUUACUUUCUAAAUGAAAGGGAACUGAAGAAAGCUGCCAAUUUCACUGGAGGAACAGCAAAUAACUAGAGUGGGGUGGCAGUGACAUGGGAAGAGAUGACAUCAUGAAAUUAGAAUGAAAAAUACCCCACUGACAUUUCAGUCAGAAACUCGAAAGAGAGUGGAAUAAUAGAACUGUUCUAAGUUAUUUUUGAAAGCAAUUGCUGAAGAAUGCUGAAUUUCCUGACUCAUCCCAACCCCAUUUAAACCCUUUCCACCUUUAUGUACUUCUCUCAAAGCCAUGGCAAGGUCAAUUUUCACAGAAAAAGAGACAGGGCCUUUCUCUCUAAAGAUAAUACUGUUGUCAUAGUUCCUUCAUUUAAAUCACAGCUUCCUAAAGUUAUUUUUGAUUUAAACAGGAUCAAAACUUGCCCUAUAAUGUUGACUUUGGCCAUUGGUUCAGUCUUAACUUUGAAUGUUAAGUUAUUGUCAGUUAUGCAGAAUAAAAAAUUCAAAUCUG
Anolis carolinensis (green anole) is the source of this 2600-nucleotide messenger RNA. It is a transcript of the gene xkr8, whose product is annotated as XK related 8. Gene Ontology annotation, cellular component: plasma membrane. The record is from RefSeq and is a predicted model, not a curated record. Gene Ontology annotation, biological process: apoptotic process involved in development; phosphatidylserine exposure on apoptotic cell surface; engulfment of apoptotic cell. The transcript has 3 exons. Lineage: Eukaryota; Metazoa; Chordata; Lepidosauria; Squamata; Anolidae. Bases 175 to 1443 code for a protein of 422 amino acids.